Molecule: messenger RNA, 1647 nt
Organism: Aureobasidium subglaciale EXF-2481
Lineage: Eukaryota; Fungi; Ascomycota; Dothideomycetes; Dothideales; Saccotheciaceae
Exons: 5
Coding region: 1-1647 (548 amino acids)
Source: RefSeq, a predicted model, not a curated record
AUGCCAACUCAGCCUGCCAAUCCUAUCAACGAACCUACGUGCAGCGACAGGCGUGCUGAGAUUGGUUCACUUCCUCUACGCAGCAUACGUUUGCCAGAUGGUAAUGACGUUGAUCUGAACGAGCUGAUGUAUCGUGUACGACAAGUCCUUUGCGACGGUACAUGUACAGCGCCGUCUGGAAUACCCGAUACUUACGUUGCGUCCUAUAUCAGUGGUGUCGAGUGUGAAGUCUCAGUGGGACUCACCAACCAGACUGAAUUGUACUUUUAUUGUGGCACAGCGCCAGAAGGCGACCAGUGGCAACAGUGCUGGGAUAGUACCGAAUAUAUCAUUAACAGCUGUAUUGACAAUAAUGCAAACGAUGGGUGGUGGAAUGGCAAUCACGUUUACCAGUUCUAUCAGGGUGGCGUACGCGAGAUCAACUCAGCAAGCGCCAAACGACCGUCCGACAUCCAGCUCAAUAAUUGGCUAUGGCCUCCGACUGAAGGUCUUACUUGUGCAAAGGACUGCCAUGGUUAUACACCCAAUGGUGAUUGGUGCAUACAGAAUGGCUGUGCGCCUCAUCUCAAACGAGGCACUCCACAAGCAGAGGCUAGUAGGAGCGUACUUGGAAGAGCGCCUGCAACUGUGAAUCUCGGAGGGUGCCGCAUUCGGUCAUACAAAUACCCAGGCUAUCCCAGUUCUGGCAGCCUACAGAUGCUGGGCGGUAACCUUUGGUAUGACCGGGAUGAUUCAGUGGACUGUCUCAACCCGGCAUUAUCCUUGUUCUCUCCAAAGAUCAUCCGUCACCAGUAUGACACCGAGCACGUUUAUGAGAAACACUUCAUCACUCGUUUUCUCUACUAUCUUGUCAGCGGUCAAACUAGCGUAGUGAUCAAUGAUGAUGACAUUGGCGACGUGAACGCCAUUGGUGUGAUAGUUGAGGGUGACAUGACUACUAUUGGUGGUCCUCUCACAGAUUGUACGACUCUACAGCAGGUCUUUGGCUCAACAAGUACGGAUGACUUCGCCGAUCAGAGCGUCGCACAACAACUCGCCAAUGCGGUUUCAUGUUACCACACCUCGACCUGUGAAGACAAUGGCCGCCUGGACGAGUUCUUUCUCCUUGAACACAACAUUAACGGUGCGAAAAACAGAGUGCUUGCUGGCUAUUACACGGGCGUUGGUACCGACAAAUACAAUGAUCAAAAGCUUCCCGGCUGUACAAGUGGUGAUUACACAACUGCACAACAACAGAUGAUUCUUUACAGUCUUGUGUUCAAAUACAUGAGAGAGGACGCAGUCUUUAGGUCAUUCGACAAGGUCAACAGUCGUAUGAGGGUCAUCAUGGACAAACUUGACAACCAUCCUCUCGGCCAAGCGAACAGACCAGCCAUGGACCACAUAAUAUCAGGACCAAACACAUGGCUCAAAGCCUACGACGAGUUCAUGGUGAAUAUGCUGGACACAUCCGAGAAGAAGAUGCGAAAAUGGAUGGAUGAUUGUUUCAAAUUCUACAUGGAGGACAUGGAAAGCAAAGUGAUUGAUGAGAUCAGACAGAAGGAGUUGAGCAAGUCUAUCUGGGAUAGGAGUACUGGGUAUGAUUCGUACUCUCUUGAUUCCAUGAGCUUCGGACCACGUUACGCUAGGCUCAGGGGAGAUCUGUAA